UGGAUACCUGGGAGGCCAUGGAAAAGCUGGUGGAUGCUGGGUUGGUCAAGGCUAUCGGCAUCUCCAACUUCAACAAAGACCAGAUUGAAGCCAUACUCAACAAGCCAGGACUCAAGUACAUGCCUGACAACCACCAGAUCAAGUGCCACCCCUACCUGACCCAGGAGAAGCUGAUCAACUGCUGCCACUCAAAGGGAAUCUCAGUGACUGCUUACAGCCCCCUGGGCUCCCCUGACAGACCCUGGGCUAAACCUGAAGACCCCUCACUGCUGGAAGAUCCGAACAUAAAAACCAUUGCUGAGAAGCACAAGAAGACAUCUGCUCAGGUCCUGAUUCGCUUCCAAAUCCAAAGGAACGUGAUCGUGAUCCCCAAAUCAAUCACACCUGAGCGCAUUGAGGAGAAUUUCCAGGUGUUUGACUUUGAACUCACUGAGGAGGAAAUGAAAACUAUAGCAGGAUUUAACAGGAACUGGAGAGCCUGUCCUAUGCAAUGGGGCACAAAGCACAAGGACUAUCCAUUCAACACUGAAUUCUGAAAUAAAAAAUGCAGAUUUUCCGCAGGUUUACAGUGGGUGCUGGAGUUUGCAUCUUCACCUUCUCAGCUGCUCGUGUUCAUGCUCUUUAGGGCGGUUUGCAAAAUUAGCGUGGCAUUUCUCAGAAGAAACAUUGACCUCUUUAGUUACCCAUAUUGUCUCGACAAAAACUUGUUACACACACUCCUAAGACUUACUUGUACCAAAUUUUACAUGCUCAUUGAUACAGAUUAGAGCCGUUUUGAGUUUUGUAUCUUGUAUAAUUGAGUAUUAGCAUCUUAUACUUCAGUUGUCAUUUUCUGUUCUGUCGGCCUGUGCUUUCCCAUCAACACUAGGUGUAGGGUAAAUUCCACUGAAUUAAUUAAUGGUCAUUGUGGUAUUUCAAGUAACUGAUGGUGUUGAAUGUAUCCCAUAGUCAGUACAGAUAAGCACUUUCUUCAGCAUAAGAUAAGCGCCUGUGAGUCACAAAUGUCACUUUAUCAUCAUGUGUAUCCGCCAUGUUACAAAAUAGUAAUUUUCACAUCCUGUGUGAGCCUUUUUGAUAAGCACGAAAUUAAAUUGCUGUGGGUGAAAAUAAAA
Messenger RNA from Plectropomus leopardus (leopard coralgrouper), 1112 nucleotides. Lineage: Eukaryota; Metazoa; Chordata; Actinopteri; Perciformes; Serranidae. The record is from RefSeq and is a predicted model, not a curated record.